CUUCAGUCGAGAAAAAGUAGUGGGAUCGACAAGGUCGCUUUAUUUGAUUCACUUGCUUAAAACAUAGCAUGUAAACCUUUCUUGGUUCAGUCAGUCUUAUUUUAGCAGUAUUAAAAAAGAUCCAUUUCUUGGAAUCGUGCUGAAUUGGGUGUGUUAGCAUUUUUUUGUGACAGUUUGUGUUCUUACAUUUCUGACAAGUUUUAAGGACGAGAGAGGAUUUUUUUACAUAAAUUGUGUCGUCGUCGUGUUCUUUAAAAUCUGAUAGUGCAUGAUCUCUCCUUCUUCUCAUUUUUAAUUUUAUGACAUCAUCUUAUUUUUCUGUCUCAUUUUCUGGACUUGUUUAAGUAGAUUUUAUGAUAGUAUUUCUGAACAAAGAAUUUUAAUUUCCGUGUAAAAAAAACUCUACCGAAAAGUUAAAGUUCUGUUGUAUGUCUUCCGUGUGGGACGUGAUUAGUUAAGAGCAAUCUGUAUGGAAAUCGAAACUGUGGAACUUUUCUAAUAGAUAUUUAUUGUAUCACACUUUGUAUUGGUGCUUGUAGUAAAAACUUGUUAAAAAUUAUUAAAAAAAGAUACAAAUCUCCAAUUCCCCACAAACUUGGAAUUAGUUUGGAUGUAUAACUAAUCUACCAAUCGUGUAAUCAGAAAUAUUUUGGAUACGCAAUUGUUGAGUCCAUUCUUUUGGUGCCAUCAUCAUCAUCAUGAAGUUUAAAAACUUUUUCCUUUCUUGCUCCUCCACUUCUGGGGGUCGAAGUCGAAAGGUUGAAGAAAAGCAGCAAAAAUACGGUGGGCUGAGACCAGUGUCACCACCAGCACCCACUCUGCUAGCGAGUACUAAUGUCCCCACAACCAUACAACAUCCCGUCGUUGUCGCAGCUGCAGAUCUACGCCAAGAUUAUUACACGGGCCCAAGGAAAAAGCAUUUGACAAAUUCCUACUCGAGCUACAGUUGUGGUUCAGCAUCUUCUCAUAGCUCGUCAAAAAGUGGUAGUUGUACGAGUGCGAGUAGUGGAAUUGGCAGUUAUUCCAGCUCCAAUUCGAAUCCGAAUUCCAUUUCGAAAAACAAGCGGACCCUCGAUAGUCGAAGUGGUCGGUACCGGUCAGAGCGACAACUUAAGCCAAAAUGUACUAGUCGUCAGUGUUGCAACAAUGGGAAAGAGUUUCACCACAAGAUCACACUGGCCGAUUAUGACGCGAGCCCAACACCCCCGGACGAUCUGGGAGUAAAAGUUGGAGAUAGAGUCGUCUGGCUUCGAGAACCACCGCAAACGAACGAAGCUGGAAAAGUGAAGUGGAUCGGAAUUAUUGAAAACGAGGAAAUUGCCGGAAUUGAAUUUGAUCGCCAACUUGGACUUGGCUCUGGUUGGUACAAAAAUCGCCAACUCUUCACCUGUGAACCUCAAUGUGGAGGAUUAGUGGCCGUAGCGGGAUUGAUACUUGAAGACGACUACUUUUACAAUCCAAACAUCCCCUCGAGUUCAUCCUCUCCCGUGAGCCCAUACAACGACCGGAAAGUUAGUAACAAGAGACUGACCAGUGGGGGUGGAAGUGCAGGACACAGCAGUCCGAGUCCAAGCAGCAGUUCUAGUACGAGUUUGGAGAUUGAUCAGAGAAAUCAAGUGGUUCAGGAGCAGCAAAGUCAUUACGGAUCUCGCCAGCAGUUUAGUCAACCUGUUGAUUAUACCAGCCACACGUGGAACUCACCUGCAAAGACUGAGCUAGACGAGUCUACCUUGCUGGUUGGAGACUUUACAGUCGUACCCGCCGUAUUACCUGUCGUUGAUUGUGGAGACGGUCAUUUCGAUCCCCCUUCUGGAGAGUAUAAAUAUCCUAAGAGAGAAAUUAUGCCCAUCCCACACAUUGUGCAACCCAUUCGAGAAGAAGAUGUGGACCGAAUCAAUGGUCGGCAAAAGGGGAUCCAAGGCCAUCGAAAUUCCUGCUACUUGGACGCAACUCUCUUCUCCAUGUUCUCAUUCUCCAGUGUUUUCGACUCUAUUCUCCUCCAGGAUUAUAGACACGUUGUCAAUCGAAGGGACGAAGAGGACGAAUCAUUGUCCAGAAAUGUCCAGAAAAUAUUACGUGACGACAUUGUAAACCCUCUGCGAAAGAACUUGUACUGCAACGCCAGCAAUGUUAUGAAGCUUCGGGAGACAAUGGAACACUUGGAUGGAAAGUUGACUUGCGAGGAGAUGGAUCCCCAAGAAUUUCUCCAACUCUUAUUUGACAAAGUACUGAAUUUAAGCGAGUUCAUGUCCCUCUCUUCUGGACAAUCGGAUUUUUUCCAUCAAGUUCUCGUACAGCAAACGGACCAGGAUCGACAUAAGAUCCCGUCAAUUCAGCAGCUUUUUGAGCAGAGCUUGAUGUUACAAGAAUUGAAAUUAAAAGGUGUUCCUCAGCCAGCCCUCAUCUUACAGAUGCCCCGAUCAGGAAACAAGUAUAAAAUGUAUGACGGAAUCCUCCCAAACUUGACCAUUGAUAUUACGGACCUUCUGGAAGACAUCCCACGAACAUGCAUCAUUUGUGGGAGUCUUGCAACCCACGAAUGUUCGAGCUGUUAUGGAAAGUUUAACUCUGGUGGGAAAGAUCGUGACAGCUCGAUUUGCUCUCCUGUUGGAUCUGGAGCAGAAUCUACAGCAUUUUGCGAGACCUGUGUUAACCAGAUCCAUAAACGCAAAGACCGGCAAGGUCAUAUGCAAACCGUUAUGCCAAUCAAAUACAGUUUCUCUGCAUCUCAGUAUUUUCCCAACGCCAUCAACACUUCCUCCUCAAACGAUCCUUCUAGGUAUUACUUUGGCCAGUCCCAGAUUGGAAAUUGGGGAAACCCAAGUUUUAAUCGAAAUCCUACUCCUUUAAUUUCCUCAAUUCCUCCUCCCUCAAACUCCAAUUUUAGUCCCUAUGCUAGUCGUUCAAUUCCUAGAAUCACGAUGGAUCUUUUCGCCGUCAUCUGUAUUGAAACGAGUCAUUUCGUGUCCUUUGUAAAAUGUGGAUCUGAUCGUAAAGCACCGUGGGUCUUUUUCGACUCGAUGGCUGAUCGAGUUGAAAAUGUUAAUGGAACUGGACACAAUAUCCCACAAGUCCGGUUAUUACCGAAUAUGGGAUCAUGGUUGGACAGUCUAGAAAACAAGGGUGUCGAAAAACUCAUGAUGGAGGAGUCCAACUUCCCACCAGACUUGAAACGUCUGCUAGCUGAUCCGUACAUUUGUCUCUAUUACUCCAAGGAGUCUUCCAUGUACAGUUAAAUCAAGAUCACAAACAUUUUCACAAAGCGAAAACUUCACCAGUUUCCGCGUCGCAAAAGUUUUCCAACAAUCUUGCUAACUUAUUAUGAACUACAUACAUGUAUGCAAAUGUGGAUUGAGUAGUACCUCUUUAAAGUUUCAUGGGUCAAUUUGGGCUCUUCCACUUGGAGCAACAUAACAACAGGUUGAGUGUGGGUAGUAAUUAGUGUGUAUAUCAACCCCCUUUCUCUAUGUACAUGUUAACCUGCAUAAGAAUUUAUAUACAUAUUAUGUAGUUUUUAAACUUGAUCACAACGAGUAUUAAUCCAAAUUUUCCCUUAACAUGAUCUUAAUAAAGAAUAUUCAAACACUGACGAGUUGAAUUGUGUUAACGUAAUUUAAAUAAUUAUUAUUAAAGCGUAUGAAAUGAGUGGCAGAGAAGGGGAAAAAUGUUGCUGAUGUGAUAUCUGAUUGAGAGUUAUUAUCAGGAGGAGCCGUAUUUAUGCAUGGAAUGAAACCCAUGUUUUUGUGAAGUUACCCUGUACAGAGAGUUCGAGUAGAGAAAACACUAUUAUUAGUUGAGUAAUUAUGCCGUAUUUAAAGAAAUAUUCAUGACCAGAUUUUUGGUCCGUUUGAUCAGACCAGAUUUUCACUUACAGACUAAAUACAUAAAUAUGUAAGUAUUGCAAUAGGCAGGGAUAAGCGAAAUGUUGUACUGAUAUCCAUACUUUAUAUCGUGUAAAUCUGUGCUGAUAAUUAUCAAAUGUUAUACAAGAAAAAUAUAUUAGAGAAAAAAUAAACUAACUCAUUUGAACACUA
This is a messenger RNA of Folsomia candida, 4034 nucleotides long. Its product is annotated as ubiquitin carboxyl-terminal hydrolase CYLD. The record is from RefSeq and is a predicted model, not a curated record. The transcript is spliced from 8 exons. Lineage: Eukaryota; Metazoa; Arthropoda; Collembola; Entomobryomorpha; Isotomidae. Gene Ontology annotation, cellular component: cytosol. Gene Ontology annotation, biological process: protein K63-linked deubiquitination. The coding region runs from base 699 to 3236 and encodes 845 amino acids. Gene Ontology annotation, molecular function: K63-linked deubiquitinase activity; cysteine-type deubiquitinase activity.